CAUUUUUAUAAGUAAUAACAUGAAUUUAAACUUAAAUUUUGAAGGUCAUUGUUUAUUUGUUUGUUAUUUGCAACUCUCUCUGUUGGCUAAUACGUAGAGGGGUAAUUGUUUUCGCAAUAAAAUGGGACACGCGAUAAAUGAUAAUACAGCUGCAGCUGCAAGUAACCUUGGCAAGUGUGGGUGGGCGAAAGUUAAUUGAGAUGAAGUGCUAACAAAUUAGAAAUUACCGCAGUGCGUAUCGUGUCCGAGUCGUACAAGAACAGAACUAAGCAAUGCAGGACAAUAAGAAGCAAAAUACUAGAGCUGUGAAUUCCAGACUGCGGAGAAUCAACCCCGUUUUCCACACCCAAACGGAGGACGCAGAUUCGAAAGUACUUUCCCAGCACAUGAUAAAACAAGCGAGAAAAAGUGGGACCCUUAAUCUAUCGGGAAGAGGUUUAGGCUCCGUGCCAGCCAAGGUGUGGCGGCUCAACGACCUGGACGAGGCGGAGGCGAAGACGCUGGAGGUGAGCCUGGACCGCGAGCCGGACGACAAGUGGUGGGAGAACGUGCCGCUCGCUAGCCUCGAUCUCAGCUCCAACGCCCUGGCGAGCCUCCCGGCCGCUGUCAAGAAGCUGGACUCCCUCGUUGCGCUCAACGUGCAGGACAACAGCCUGGAGGCGUUGCCGCGGGAGCUGGGCUGCCUGAGCGGGCUGCAGCGCCUCAACGCCAGCCGCAACAGGCUGGCCACCGUCCCGCCCGCGCUGUACUGCCUGCAGGAGCUCAGGCAGCUCAGCCUGGCACACAACCGCCUGUCGGAGCUGGCCGAGGAGCUGGGCGACCUCAUCAUGCUGGAGCAGCUCGAUCUGUCGCACAACUGCCUUGCUACCAUCCCCGCAGGUACUGGCUUCCUAACCCGGCUAACCAAGAUAAACCUCUCUCACAACCAGUUGGUUGACAUACCUCCCGACCUCAUGAACCUCCGAGUGCUGCGGGAGCUGGACCUGGGCCACAACGAGCUGGCUGCACUGCCCCCGCUGGGAGAGCUGCGUCGCCUCGAGGUGCUGCUGCUGCAGGGGAACAGGCUGCCUGCCGCGCCCGAGCUGCAGGGCUGCGCCUGCCUGCGCGAGCUGCACCUGCAGGGCAACCGCAUCGUGGUGCUGGAGGCGGAGACCCUGGAGAGCGUGCGGCAGCUGAAGGUGCUGAGCCUGGCCGACAACGAGUUGGCGAGCCUGCCCGAGGAGGUGUUCCUGCUGCAGCACCUGGUGCGACUGGACCUGUCCAACAACGCCCUCGCCACGCUGCCGCGCUGCCUGGGGUUCCUGCCCCACCUGCAGAGCCUGCGCGUGGAGGGCAACCCCCUGCGUGCCGUGCGCAGUGACGUGGUGCAGUGCGGCACGGCGCGGCUCAUGCGGUUCCUGCGCGAGACGGCCGCCGGGCCCGGGGACUGCCUGGGGGUGGCGGGCGAGGGCUGGCCGUCUGACUCCCCCGCCUUCCCGGACAGGUACACGAUGCGUACGUGCCAGGCACUGAGCCUCGCCGCGCGGGAGCUGAGCGCCGUGCCGGAGAGCGUGUUUCAGGAGGCGCUGGAGGCCGGCGUCAAGCUCGUCGACCUCUCCAAGAACUGCCUGCACCAGGUGCCUCCCGGGUUGGCGCUCCUGGGCCCACAGCUGGUGGAGCUGAACCUCGGCUGCAACGCGCUGACGGCCGUGCCACGCGAGCUGGCGCGGUGCUGCUCCCUCCAGUACCUCAACCUGGAGAGGAACCAGUUGUCCAGCCUCCCGGAGGAGCUUGGGUCGCUGGACCGGCUGAGGGAGCUGGCGCUCUCCUACAACAAGCUGCGGGAGAUCCCGGCGUGCGUGUUCGGGCUGCAGGGCCUGGAGAUCCUGGUCGUCCGCGGCAACCAGCUGACGGCCAUCGACGUGGCGGGCCUGGCACGGCUGCCGCGCCUGGCCGCGCUCGACCUCGCCGACAACAACAUCGCGCUGGUCCCGCCGGAGCUGGGCAACCUCGACAGGCUGCGCUCCCUGGACCUGGUCGGCAACUGCUUCCGGCAGCCGCGCCACGCCAUCCUGGAGAAGGGCACGCCCUUCGUGCUGUCCUACCUGCGGGACCGCAUCCCCCGCCCGGGGUCCGGCCCCGCCCGCCCGGCCGACUCCCGCUUCCGAUGAGGGCGCUCCUCGACGCACAGCCGCACCGCUUGUAGCCACGCAGCCCCGGCAAGUACGAGAGCUGGGAGGUGUUUCUACCCUCCGAGUUCUGGCCGAGGACUUUCUGAGUGACCGACAAAACUGAACGCAGGGUGGCUAGCAACAGGGAAAACAUGGAAGAGUCAGGGAAUUUCUCAUGUAGGCAGGGGAUAUUUUUUUAAUAAGUUUACUGAAAAAUUAACAUUAUAGCUAGGGACGAGAUUAAAUGGUGAAUCGCGAUAAAACUGAAAUACUAACACAGGAAAGCGUGUCUAAUCACCACGUGACGCUGAAAUUCAAGUUAAUACACCGCAAAGCAUCAGAAUGCAACUAUAAUCAAGAAACUAAUCAGAAAUUUUCUAUCAAAUCUUAACUCUUUUGACAAAUAUGUAAUCUUUUAAAUAUUUAAUUCAAUAAAGUGAAAGUUUGUAUCACACUUUAUGCAAGAAAUUAGAGAAAAAAAUUACUUCUUUUUAAUCUUGAAAUUGUUAUUAGUUUCUAAUUUUUGCGUUACAAUGUUAGUACAUUUUUUCAGACACAAAAUUACAUGACAGAUUAAUUUUAUUUUUACCGUAUCCCAAAUAGUUGGACAUGCUUUUUGACCAGGGAAAGUAUUUUUCCAAACAUUGAAAAGUUAAGGAAAAGUCUGGGUUUUAUCACAGGUUUGCUAGCCACACUGUAGAACAUUUUAGAAUUUACUUUUGGCAGUCAUUCAUGCCAACAACUUCAUAGAAUUAAACUUAAACUUAGCUUGUCUGUCACCUGUUCCAACUGACGAUGAAUUUGGCGAGUAGUUUAGAGUUUUAAAAUCUUGACGGAAAAGAACAAACACAUAGUGCACUACUAUUUAUAUUGCCGCAUGUAGAAAUGUUUCAGGAACUGUGUGUAAACAGUGGACUUUGUACGCGGUGUACAUAUCUCUCUGUAAGGGAAUACUCUGCCAGCAACGGUGCUGGCAUAUUUUCCACAUAGGACUUACAAGUCAGGCUGGUUUUAUUAUAUUCCCGCCAGCGAAAUGCUAUCAAGGGGAGGUAAAAAAUCUCUUGGAUUUUCAUUUUUUUUAUUAUGGUGAAACUGUUUGCCAAAGCUUCACAUCUAAAUACAGUCGCUGAGUAAAUUGACAUUUCCGGCCAAGUCCUGUGGACUUCAUUAUUUAUUGGAUGUCUACGUAUGUUCGUGCGAGACUUCAAACAGCUCUACUGUACCUUAAGAGGGGGCGAGAGAGAAGCCAUUUCCAUAUUCAUGAACUUUUAAUCCAUAAUCAUAAUGUGUUAAGAAUUUUUUUUGAAAAUUUGACUCUGAUAAGGCGUGGCUCAUGUCUCGACACAGUUUCUGAAGCUGUCGGAGUAGCGUGGAUUUUAUUAUGCUGUCAUUCGUGAUUGUUGCUUGCUGUUAAUUGAUUGGGAUUAGGCCACGCCAUCUUGCAGUUUCAAAUAUUCUGAUUCUACUUGCAAAGAAAGCUUCCGUGCUAAAUUGUUUGGUUUGUCAUGGCGUAGGACUUGGCUUUGUCUGCUUGUGGAAGUCAACACUUGUGAACUGGUGUAAUUAUCAUGAUAGUUGUAGUCGCCAAUAGUUUAGAACUGUAAUUAUAGCAAACGGAUGGAAAGAAAACCCCAAGAUGGCUGGGUGUAAUUCCCCGUAACUGAUGGACUGGAUAAGCAUGAUGGGGUUCUGUUUCGAGCCAACGGCAGGUCAGCUGAACGGGUUGAGAUGGUUGGGUGGCAGUGUUUCCCCAGCCUGUCGUAGUCCUUCCCCGGACACCUCCAGUUGUGACGAGCCCCGAGCCUGGGAGCUCACGCUGUCCUGUCGUACCCUUUCCCGAGGCGUGUGUGCUGGUCCCACAAGGGAUUCAAGUUAGCGUCUGAUAAAACUGCAUACACGUUGUUGACAGUCUGUUAACUAUCGGAGUCCUGUUUGAUGACCACAGUAAUUGACUAUGUGUUUUUUUUUCUUCUAGUGAUCAGAUGUUCAUUUAAUCUAUGAUCUUACUGAUAAGUGUUUGUUCUUAAAUGAAAGUUAUUGCAAAGAAAAUAUUGAAAAUGGCACCUUCUCUCCCCUUCAGACCUGUAUGGUCAUGGUGUAGGUCAGUUGGUCUGCUCAGUAAGACAGCUUUAGUGCGCUAGGACAGGGAUUCCACGUGGAAAAUGUUGUCGUCUUUUGGCCAGUGAACUAUUUUGGGUUCUCUCUUGAUGAGUGGCAUAAAUUAACAGAGGUUUAAGUUUUUCUCAGUGUUUGGAGAAUGGGUUUACAGAGUCAUACUUGCUGAUGGAAACAAAAUUUAAAAUUCAAAAACUCAUCUUUGUUGUUAUAACGCAGAGUUGCGCAAUUUUAGUUAUCAGUGGGUGUGGAUGGUUGAACAGUAUAAUGCUGGUUACAGAAUUACAAUGCUACAUAGAUUGUGUGUUCGGAGGAAGCAGUGUAUCUUUUAGUAUGACUAUGUAAACACAGAAGUGUUAAGCUUGUGGCAUCAGGCACACUAUAUUAACAGUUCCUUCAACAUUAUUAUAUUAAUUUUAAUUAAUUCUUGAAUCCUUAUUUUCUAUUUUUUUUGCUCAAUUUGUUUUCUAGUUUUGUCUCCAGUAUUGAUAAAAUUAAUCGUUUGCAGCUAUGACAGGUUUUCUUUUUUUUUUUUUUUUUUUUUUUAGAAAUAAGACAUGGCUUAAGUUAGUUGUAUUGUUUAGGUUAGUGUUCAUAAAUUCUUUCAAAAAAAUUUUUUUCUCCUUUCCUAUUUAUGUUGGAUUUUAUAAUUAUACAUGUGUAGUUUCUAUAAAUAAGAAUUUAGUAAAGAGAUCAUAAUGUAUGACUCUGAAAAUUGUGCUUUUUUAGAACUGAACAGAAACUUUGAUUUCAACCUUUGGGAUUUUACUUUGGUUAGAUAGAUUAUUUUUAUUUGUACACUUUGGUCCAAGUGUCACCAACAUAUAAUGUUUUGAAAAUUUUGAUUUAAUGGUAUUGUGGUAUAGCAUAAGUUAUUAUAUUGUGUAAGCAACCAGCAGCUAGAUAUUAAAUAAUUAUGCAAAUACUCCAUUCAUGUACUCCAUAGAUCAUAUUUUAUUAAAUUAGGGUCUUUGUUGCUACUAUUGUUAUAUACUCAACUAUAAUUUUUUUUUUUCUGGUUUGUACAUACUUUGAUGCAUUUAUGAAAUAUGUUGCAGCUUCUUAUUUUAUUUUGCUGUUUGUUGAGAAUUUUGUUUAUUAAGUGUAGUUUAUAACAUUGUUCAAAUAGGUGAAAGUUUUAUUUGUUAUUGCUUUGAGAUUAUUUGUUUUUAAUGAAGUUUAUUUUUGAUUAAAGCAAAAAAGUUUGUUAAAAGUUGUGUUGAAGAAUGCUAGUAAGUGUGUUAUAAUGUAUAAUUUUAGGUUUGAAAAUUUUUCUUAAGGAAUGUCAAAGGGGCAUAAGGAAAUGCAGUACACCUUUGUGCCAUAAAAAAAUAAUAUAUGUCUUCUCAGGCCAGUGUUGGCCUUAGCCGUUCCUCCUUCCUAGACUUAUCGGCAUCGCUCAGAGUACCUCUAAAACAUUGUAACAGCCAGCUGGUAGAUGAUAUGUCAAUACGUGGUUCUAGCAGAAUAGUGUUAUUCGUAACUGGCAAUGUUUUCAUUAAAAAAAAGUGACAAUAUGACCACAUUUACUUUUGUAAAGGAAACAGAAACAUUGUGCAUGUUACCGGUGUAAUUUUGCCCAUUUAAAUAUAUUUCUUUCAAAUUAAAUUUUUAUGUGUGGUAUUGAAAGCAUAAAAUAUUAUUUUCAAAGGAAGUUCUGAACGUGAUUUAAUAUUGUACAUAAUUUUUUUCAAAUGUGUGUAGAUCUGAUCAUUAUAUUCUAGAGUUACCGUUUGGAAAUCUCAAAUAAUUUUACCAUUUUGUUCUUAAGAGAGUGUCUGUGUAUUUUUUUUUUAUAUAUUUUUUUAAAAGCCUUGCACUUAAGUUUUGGAAAUUUGUUUUUGAAUUUUUAAUUUAAAUAUUAUAUUUUUGGAAUGUUAAAAAUUUCUUAUGUAUCCGUUAUAACGUUAAAUAAUAUGUGGUGUUGUAAAUAAUAAACGUGGCUGAAGAAAACAAGUAGUCAACCCUCUUUCAUCUGGCGCUAUGGUUCACCACGUUCGGUAAUCCAGCACAGAGCGUGCCACUCAUGCCCAGGUUUCGUUUGGUUGAGCGUUUGUUGUCCUGCUGUCCGUGUUUUUAGUGUUUAUCGUGACUUAUCAGUUUUCAAUUUUGUACAGUGUUUUCUGUUUUCAAGCUGGUUGCUUAUCUUGUUUACACAAUACUACAACUCUGUAUGUAUUGUACACACGUACGUUCGAUAAUCUGGCUACGUCGCUAAGCUGGCACAUGUGAGCGUGGACAUGUCGGAUUAAAGAACUUUGACUUGAACAAGAAAGUGUUGGGGGAAAAUAAUUAGUUUUUGUUGUAUUCCUGUAUAAAUAUAUAUUGUACUGUGGGUAAUGAUUAGUGAGUGUGAUUUAUUUUUUGUAUAUUUUUGGGUGAAAUGAUAGUAAUUUAAUGAAAUUUGCAGAUUGGGCUACAAGUUGUAGUUAUGUCAUUUUGGUUUUUUUUGUAACUUUAUUUGCACUUUUGGUUUACAUGUCUGAGGCACAGGUUGCUUGUCAGCUGGAUGAUAUUAAGAAAGUAGUUUCUUCAUUUACUGAAUGUGAAUUACCUUCUCAAGGUUAGAUAAUAUUAGAAAAUAGGAACGGUAUAAUUCAUGCAUGAAUAAUGAACAUUCCAUCCAUUUACAAUUUUUUGCUGUUGUUUUAAAUACUAAUAGUUAAUUAAGUGUUAUUUUAAGUUUUCAUUUGACUAAUUGUUUGAGUCUACUUACUCAAAAUUAACGUUGAGUAUAAGAUGGAGAUAUAGAAACCAUGACAAUCACAUGGUUUUUGCUGGAUAUUAUCUUGCUACAGGUGUGUUUUUUUUUUUUUGUAACAUACUUGUUACGGGUGGGAAUACAGAAAGGAAAAGGAUAGCCCAAAUUUAUUAACUAGAGUUUAUUUAUAAACUAAUAAUGACACUUUAAUGAGUCCACUAUUUAUUCUCUCCACUGGAGCUCGGCUUGGUAGUAGCUCUCUCUACUGUUCGUUCUUGCCACGCACUUCGAUCCCGACACACUGCUUCGCACUUUUCGUCCGCCACGCCGCAACUCGGUCCCCGGUGCUCCGAUCUUCGAACACGAAACCUGUCACUCAUCACUUACUGUCGCUCGUCAAAGGGCUCACUCCCCCCUCUUGCGUCGCCCCGAGAACUCGCCAGUAUCGCCACCAGCCUCUCUCUCACUCCGCAGGUCGGCCCCGCCCUACACACCUGCCGGCGUUGCCCGGGGAAAGGUCUCUCGGAAACCCUCUGAAGUGUCGCGUGACGUUUGAAACUGCGAGAACAGGGGCGUCCCGAGUCAUGCCACCUCACGCGAUGGUGCUCCCAGGACCAGCGUGAUGUUCCAGACAGCAAGGCACCCCAGACUCAGCGGGACAGGGGCGUGGUUGUCAGAAAGCCGCCCACUAAUGGAAGAUACUUGUUACGAGGGCAGGGAGGAGGGACGGGUGUUACCUGUGUCCACAAGGAGGUGGGGUUAUCCCUUGGAAUCCCGCAAGCUGGCAUGCCACAUCUCUAGCAGCGUUGCAACAAUACAUAUGGUCAAAUAAUUUGAAACCUGAAAAACACCAAAAAGCGUGCCUAUACACCAUAUAAAUUCGAGUUAAUACACCACAAAUCACUGAAAUGCAAUUAAAAUCAUGAAACUAAUCAGCAUUUUCAAUCAAAACUUAACUGUAAUGACAAAUAUGAAAUACGUAAUCUUUUCAAUAUUAAAUUAAAUGAAAUUUAUUUUGCAUGACCUGUGUACCACAAUUUAAUAAAAUCAUAUUGGAAAAGUUUAGUUUUUUUAAAUCUUGCAACUGUUAUUAGUUACUACUAAUUUUUACAUUACGACAUUAGUACAUUUUUCAAAGACACAAAUACUUAACAGAUUUAUUUUAUUUGUUCCGAAAAGUUAGACAUAUUUAUUACAAAUCAUUGUAUUUAAAACGUGCAUUAUUUAUCAGUCAAAAUGACACUGUAUUGGAGAAAUUAGUAUCAUGGAACAUUUAAGUAUCAUAUUUAUUCAGUAGAGUUUUAUUCCGUAUCUUAGAAUGUUCUGCAAAUAUUCCCAUGGUUUCUUUGGCAUGCUAAUCCAGCAAAACCCGGACGAAUAUAUCUAGCGAUGUCAUUUAGGAGUGAAGUUAUUUUGCACAAAGGUAAUGAUUGCUAGGAUGUGUAUAUCAAGCCGUUUAAGCUGAGCAAGGAAAAAUACAUUGGAAUUUACUCCCUCGAAAGAAAGAAAUGGAUUUGAUUGUAAGUGACUAGACGGAGAACAAAUUAUCAGUGUAUAGUUCUUGGCAGUAAUUAUAGUCAAGCUAAAUAUGCACUGUAGUAAACGGGAAUAUCUGUCUCGCACGGCAGAUAGAAUGGGGUUAUGCAACAUACCUCUACGUUGAUGCACAAGUUCAUGAAAUAGCUACCUAAAGCCAAAAAACUAAGAAAUGUGACUCUUUCUUAUAUAAGUUUCUAAUUUUCUUGCAUAAUCUAGACUAUUACAUUAUAAAUACAUGCCGUUAAAAAAUAGGUUUUGUCGUAUUAUUUCUUGGUAUUAAAUGUCUUGUUGUUAAAUGUCUUGUUUUCGAGAAGCAUUCCUUAUGGCCAUGUUGAUAAUGUUGGCAACUUCAGUUUCACUCUGUGUACAUAUCCUGUAGUUAAAGAUUGUCUCUCACUGCAGUUGUUUUUUAAUGAUUAAAAAUUGUUAACUUGGUUUUCUCCAGGUAUGUGUUUCGGAAGCCAUAUAUUUUUUUUAUGAAACUAAAAAUAGUUUAUUUAGACACUAUAUUAGUUUAGUAAUGUAGUACAAUAUUGAUAUUAAGUGUUUUGAGAAUCUCUGAUAAAUGAUUUUUAUUUUGCUGCAGUGAUUUUUUGUAUAGUGUAUUAAUAUUUGUAUUCGUAGUUAAAUUUUUAAAAUUUGACUAACCUGCUAAGUAAUGCCAGUAAGUAUUAAGUAACACUGUAAAUAAUAAAUAAUUAAGAACAUUCCCAGGGUUCCAUUGUACAAAAUUAUUCUUGUUGUAUUUAAGUAAUGCAAGAUGUGAAGUUCAGUUCGAGUACUGUAGACAGAAUGAAACAUUUGUCUGUUUCACUGCAAUUAAUUGUUCAGAAAUUGGUACGAAAUACUUUUUUCCUGAUAAAAUAAACCUUCAUGUUUGUUAUCAUGGUUUCACAAAAAUGAUAAUAAUAGAUACUAUUUUUUUAAUUGCAGCUCUCUCUUUUUUGUAUAUUUAUUUUUACACAACACAUAAUCAUAUUGGUAGUGUUUUAAACAAUUUUGUAAUUUACAUUCUUGUAAAAUUUCAUGUCAGUGUUGUGCUAUCUUUAUAAUACAAAUUUUCACUGGAGUCUUCACAUUUGUGUGCUGCUAUAACUUAAAAUGCAAUGUUUAAACAGUUGAACUUUGCUAUUCCAUCUGCACCUUCAAGCACUGAAAAUUUGUUUACAAUUUCCACUUUUUAAAAGGAGGCUUAUUGGAGGGAUAUGACUUUUGUGUGAAUUUCAUAAAUAAUUAACACAAAUUUCUUUAUAUAAUUUAAUUAUAGUAGUGAUAUUGUCACUAGCAUACUUUUUGCAACAAAAGAAAGGUAAUAGUUACCUUUUUUCAGCAUGGAACUAAACUGUACCAAGUGUUUUGUAAUGUGAAUAUUGUUAACAUGACUGUAGUGUUUAUGCAAUGAUAUGAUUAGAUUGAUUUGAAUUUCUUUUAUAAUUCUAUGCAUUGAUAGUAUAAUGGUUCAGUUUAACCGGUUUCUUUUGAGUACAAAUUAAUUGCUCGUAAUCAUGGUUUUUUUACCCUUCCUGAUGUUAGUGCCAUAAUAUAUUUUUUUAACUUUUUUUAACUGAAAAUCAAAAUUUUGGUUUAUUAUUUUUAGGAUUUUAUUUCAAUGAAUAUUUCUGGAAUCAUUCUAUAAACAGUGUUAGAUACGUACAUAUGUUUAUUUUGGUCUCAUUUUUUAUGCAUGUUUGUUAGGAGAUUAAACAUGUAGGUAACUAAGAAUUUGUCUUGUGUGUGUUUUUUGAAAGUGUGAUUUUGUUUGUCCUUGCCUAGUGUGUGCAGACUUUCAACAUUCGGCACAUUUUCAUGGGUUAAAUGGAGUUAAGGAAACUUUUUUUUUAAAAAAGUAAACUAAUUUUGUACUAAGAGUGAUUUCAGUUUUGUAUAGAGUUGUAUAUAUAAAUGUUUUGCAUAAUUCUUUGCUAAAUGUGCUAUGGGUGUACUCUCAUUUCAUUUGAAGUUAAAAAAUAUUUUUAAAAAGUACAUUUUUGUAUUUAAGAUGCUCAAAUUUCCUGGACAGCCAUAUCCUCAAUACGAAUGUUGGAACAUUACAUAUAUACAGUGGUCUUCUUGGUGUAUGAGUGAUGCAAACUGUAUUUUAUUUUUAUCAGAGGAGUUAUAAAGAUUUGACCAGUCAUGAUUUUUAAUAGAGUUACAAAAAUCAAGAUAGUUGCAGUCAUUGUACUUACUAUAGACAAAUGAUGAAUAUUUAUUGCAAGAGAAACACUCCAUUGUAAAGUUAAUAUUUAAGGCCGGAUGAUAUAAAUCUUCUAAGAAAAAAAUUAAGAUUUAAAAAAAGGGGGAAUGAAUCACAACUAGGGACUCAUGUUUAAAGAUAGGAGUAGAGGUUAGGUUAUUGAACACGCAAGGCCUGAAAUGGCACAAAUGCAAUGAGUGGGCAUUGUAAAAUUGCAGAGAUGAUGUCAGUUCUGUGCCUGGAAGUUUUUUGGCAUAGUAAAUUCAGAACAUUUAUGUUAUUUUGUAGCAUGUUCUUGUGUGGGUUUAUGAACUGGGUUUAGUGGUAGGAGAAAAGUCGGUUAAUUUUCCUGAAAAUUGUGUUGGCCAUUUUUUUUUCUUGUCUCUCCUAAAGUUCAGUUCUUUUUUUCAUCGCAUAUUCCCUUUUCGUUCAUGUUUUUAAUUUUCUUGUGUUUUUUUUAAUUUGCUUGUUUGUGUGUCUGAACAGUUUUCUUGCUUGCAUUGUAUCUUUACAAUGCAUGGAAAAUAUCAAUAGAUAUCUGUUAGAAACGCUUCUUGCUCAAAUUUUUGUAAAAAUAUGAGCUAAAAUUGAUGUAUUUGGUAUAUACUAUUUGUGUGUUUGGUGUUAAAAUUUCUCUACUGUGCGUUACUGAAAAUAGUUGUUUAAAAGCCACGAGUGUGUCACUAAACACUAGGUUGUUGUAAAAUUCCAAAAAUGAAAUUGUUAUCACAAAUUUUGAGUCUAGAGCGUCACCAUAAUUUAUUAUGUUUACAAGUCCAGUAUUGAUAGUCAUAGUAUUUAUGACGAUUUUAUAAUUUAUUUGUUUAUUGUGAAUUUGGAGUACCAGCCAAACAGUUGAGUGAUUCAAAUUGUUUGACACUGUAACUGGCUGGCAUAACAACAGGCUGACACUAUACUACAUAAUAUAUAAUAUUGAAGACUAACUUCUUAAGAGUACAGCCGUAUUAGGUCAUACAUUAGUUCAGUUAGCAGUUGGCAUUGUAUGGUCAUCUUUAUUAGGUACAUUUACUUGUUAAAAGUCGAGAUUUAUUGGCAGUUUAUUUGCAGUGUUUGUGAAAUGAUUUUUUUAUUUUUAUUUAGCCUAUUAUAUAUAUAUUUUUUUUUUUCAUUUUAAAUUUACUAGCCAGUUACAUGUGUCCCAAAAUUAUAGGAUCAUUUUCCAAAAAAAUCAAAAUUGGUCUAGCUAGCUCUUGGACAGAAUGAUUUCAUGUAAUGUUUUUCCAGAGUGCUACAGAUAUUUUUUAACACACAUAUUUUCAUUGUUCUAGUUAGUAGCAAGCUGUGAUGUGUUUGCGAUUUGAAUCGCUGUAUGAAUCACAGUUUUAAUGUGCGCCAUAGUUUAUCAUUUUUCAUGGUACUUGAUCUUAUUUACUUUAUAUAGCUUGCAUCAUUCAGUUUGUCAUCCUGCCUUUGGUUGUGAUGAUAACAUUGAUUAUAGUGGUCACGCUUGAAAGUUGGUGGGAAACUUAACUCCUCACUAACCAAUCAAAUUAAUUGUAUCACAAUCUUAUCAUAAAAAAUAGGAGUUUGUGAGUAUUCUAAAAAAAAAUUUAAUAUUUGUGAAUUACUUGAUAUUCAAUAGUCUGAAUAAUUUGAUAUUCAUUUAAACGUAACACUUCAAAUAUAAACUUCUUUAUUAAAUUAUUUUUUAUCAAUUAAUAUAUCAAAUGUAAAUCAUAAAAAAAUUUUUUUAAUGAAAAAUGUUAACAUAUAGAGCUUAGAUGAUUUAUUGAGAAAAAUGGCUUUGUUUUUGUACAAUAUUAUACAAAGAUAUAUCAUUUUUAUUUGUAACAAAUAAUCUAUGAUAAUGAUUAGCAUUUUUUAAAAAUUCUUUAUUUAUUUUUAUCUAUAUUUAUCUAUAUUUUGCAUUAAUUUUUCUUGAACUACUACUCCUCAAAUCUGUGGUUCAAGGUAUGUUAAAGUUUGAUUUGAAAAGUAUUUGACUUUCAUAAAUAAUUCUGAUACUUGAUGAUCUGGUGGGAUCGCUAAUCCUUCACUACCAUGAUCCCAAAGUGUUCCUGUUUUGUUGACAAGUGAUCUAUAUCGUAAAACAGAAUGAAAAAAAAAAGCUUUUUAUUUUUAUAGCCAUUUUUGUUGUGGUUGAUAUUUUUGUGCAGCUACAUAAACUUUUUGAUCAUGUGAUAAAUUUUUUUUUCUGUUUACUUUAAUGUGUACUCAUGAAUGACGUAGGUUGUGUGUUUGUUUUGUAUGAAUUAUGUUUGCUUAUAAUAAAUGAGAAUAAGUAAAAGUGUGUGUUAUUGGUGGUUAUAUUUAACUUUCCCUUUUAUUUAUUUAUGUUUGAUUCUUGUCUAGGUUUUUAUGUUUUGUUCUGUCUUCCUGGGGUUAGGUUUUUCUCUAGUGUUUGUGCUCCAUGGCUUGAAGCAUGGCGUUACUCUAUCUGCUGACUUCCGUCAGACAGCAAAAUAAAGGACGGAGUCAUGCCUUCAGCUUGUAAAGUUUUUGAUUUUUUGCUCCACAAAUAAUUAGGUAAACUUAAUUUUUUUUUUAUUGGUGUAAGACUUAAGAAGUUAAGAUUGCUGUGGUUCUCAAAAUCUUGGCACCCGCGGUUUCCUGAUGAUCCGAAUGUAUGCCAGCGUCAUUCUCGUGGCAGUAACUAUGGUGUAGGGUCAGAAAACUAUGAUUCUUAUAUUUUUUUCACUAAUAUUAUUAUACUGGGGCUUCUUGGUGAGAGAUUAAAAGGGUACAUCAAAAAAAGACAAAAUCAACGCCAUCCUGUGAAGACUUUCUUGUGCUUGUAUAAAGUUGUUGAUCAUGGGCGAGUUAUCUGGCCACAUCAUCACUUCAACCGAGCAGCCACGCAUCUGUGACCUCGGUGCUCUGCCGGUCUCUUCAAGCAAGGAGCAGGAUUUCGUUUCGAGGGAGGUUUGGAGAGGGAAGAUGCAUUUUAGAAUCGUCUGCCCGAAAAAUUUAUAACUGUUCACAAUUUUUUUUUCCCAGCCAUUUGUUUUUAAUUUGACAACAUAUUAAAUUGUUACUUUACAAGGAAUAUAAGAAUAUGUGAAUUUGAAGUGCAACUGCCAAAGCGAAAGUAUCUCUAGUGCAGAAUUUCGGAGAGGGAUACGUCCCCUCAUUUUCCAGUUUGUCGGGCCUCUGUGCGUUAGCACUUACUGGUUUUUCCCAGCCAUUAUUUUUUUUUUUUACUUGGCUGUUCAAAGUGCUAUUGGGGGCAAGGAACUGUAGUUAUGGAAAAUUUGUUACCAACAUUCACAAACUAUUUAAUUUUUUUUUUUGUAAAUGGUGUUCUUCCUUUUAUCAUUACAUGACAACAUUGAACUUUCUCAUAAAAGAAAAUGAAUUAUGAAAAAUAAACCCCCCCCCCCCCCCCUCUUUUUGUUUUUAUUUGGUUAGCCCUUGGGGUCUUCCUAGGAAAGUGUUUUAGCCUUGUUUAGAAUGCAGCAUCUGGGGUGAAGUACGUUGCACGCUUUCAAUAGGUAACUUUUUAUUGCACUGUCGGGCCAAGUGUUUUCUGCGCCACCAGUAUCCGGAUGCAAGGCAGUCCUGACAGGGGCUCAUUAACAUAUUCAUAUUGGAUGAGUGAAACCCAGAUAAUUGCCACGUGAGACGACUUUCUCUCACGGUCAGCGUGUGUUUGUUUGCCUUACUUGCGCUCAUCUAAAGUUUACAUAAUAUAAGGUUUUUUAAAAACUUAAAAAAUUGUUGUGAGUUGUGUGUAUAACUUGUUGGCUGCACCUUACAGAGUGAUUUUAACCGAGUUAAACCCGGAAUGUUGCCAGUGUAGGAUAAAUUACGUGUGUGUACCCAGGUGCCAAUUUAAAAACGGGCCAACCGGGCAUUUGCCCAGAGCACUAGUUUUUGAGGGGCGGGAGAAUUUGAGAUGCAAAAAAAAUAAACAGCACAAAAAUAUUUGAGGGACGGGAAAGAUUAAGUAUUUUUAAAGUACUGUAAUGAUUUGUUUUUCAAAAAUACAUCUUGAGGGGAAAUGUUAUUUUAUACUAAAAUUCGCAGUGUGCUUAAAAAAAUAUUAGGUCUUAUAUGAAAUACUUAAAGAAAUAUACUGUGGAUGCACAUUUCUGGCUCCUAACUUUGCGACUGAAGUAAACAAGUAUCACCUUGAUGGUUGCUGAAUAGAAGUUUCGUAAUAGAUGUUAAUGAGGUAAUGAAUGGUCGACUUUGAAGUUGAAGGCGGACUGCUGAUGUAAUAGCAGUCUACCUUGAAGUUGAACUUGAACUUCAGACAUCUGUUUCUGAAGCAUGGCGUGAACUGAGCAGUUGAAUUUGCUUUAUGCUCAUGGAAGAAUGUAUUAUCCUUUACAUGAAAUCUUAAUAAAAUUUUUUGGCAUUUACAUUAAAAAAUUUUUUUUUCAAAUUAGUGCUUUUAAAAAAAAUUGGCUAUCCUGUGCAGGAGACGAAAUGUUGAAGGUUUAUUUCAAAUAUUAGUUAUGAGUCAAAUCCACUUUUUCUCAAAUCCAAGUCUGGAAUUUUAUUCUAUAAAUUCCUUCAAAUAGAAGAGUCAGAAUCCAAAUAAUAUAUGAAACAGAACAUAGAAAUUAGUUUCUUUUUAUGAAACUUUCUAUUAAAUUAAGUUCAUGUUAAUAUCUGGUAGAAUUUCAUAUAUACUUCCAUACUAUGCCAUGUGAAAAUGUUUGUGAUAUAUACUGCUGUAGACCAAGCAAGAGGUUACAUUACAAAUAUUUGUGAUUUUUUGUUGUUGAUGUUUGCCGCAUGAGCGCGGGGGAGAAGCCGGGGCAAGCGCGCCUUGCGCCGGCAGUAGGCGCGGUGACACCGUGCAGGUGAGGUUACUCAACAGUCUCCCCCCCUUCCCCGCCCCUCCACCGCCCAGCUGCGUACGAGUGACCUUGGGAGCCUCGGGCGGGAGGGGUGCCGGAUGUCGUCCGCCCGGGGAACCCCCCCCCAGACACCCGCACCUCUGCCACUCCAGGAGGUGGCUUCGUGUGCGUCCCGAGGCCGCUCCGGUACCUCAUGACCUGCGCAGAAGGACAUGUAACGAGGGCAGAGGGACAUCUCUGUGUUUCGUGAGCAUCUUGGCAUGCAGCGCGGAGUGCACAUUCAUGCAUUUUCAACCCCCGUCCCAUUGUUGGAGGCGGCGCUUGUGCCGGGCGCGGUGAGCGGACAGCGCACUUGCGAUGACCGACGCGCUGCUGUUGGCAGCCCUGCUGGCCGGCUGCCAACUGCUGCAGCUCGCCGC
Molecule: messenger RNA, 15911 nt
Organism: Bacillus rossius redtenbacheri
Lineage: Eukaryota; Metazoa; Arthropoda; Insecta; Phasmatodea; Bacillidae
Product: leucine-rich repeat-containing protein 40-like
Exons: 13
Coding region: 273-2150 (625 amino acids)
Molecular function (GO): protein binding
Source: RefSeq, a predicted model, not a curated record